Molecule: messenger RNA, 6840 nt
Organism: Ruditapes philippinarum (Manila clam)
Lineage: Eukaryota; Metazoa; Mollusca; Bivalvia; Venerida; Veneridae
Product: regulator of nonsense transcripts 1-like
Exons: 24
Coding region: 177-3503 (1108 amino acids)
Biological process (GO): nuclear-transcribed mRNA catabolic process, nonsense-mediated decay
Cellular component (GO): cytoplasm
Molecular function (GO): zinc ion binding; ATP binding; RNA binding
Source: RefSeq, a predicted model, not a curated record
CGAAACCUGUGUAGAUCAUGACGUCAAAGAACGGAAUGGCGUGAAGUAUCGACGUGGUUUUCCAACUUUCGAUAAACUAUUCAGUGUCCUGUAGGUAACAGGACCCAUAAUUGAGCCGAUCUUUACAGAGAAUGUAGCACUCUUAUUAUAAGAACAUAAUUCAAUUAAGAUCAAAGAUGAGUGUAGACGCGUAUGGACCAAAUUCUCAAACUCUGACCUUCCUGGAUACCGAGGAAGACCUCCUUGGUGCAGAUACACAGGGGUCGGACUUUGACUUCACUGACUUUACUCUACCAUCACAAACCCAGUCUCAGACUCAAGCUUCUCAGAUUGAAACUGGUCAAAGCCAAAGUCAGGCUAAUGAGGUUCCAGUACAGAAUGGUAUUGAUGGAACAGUUACAACAAUCACCCAGGGUGUUGGUGAACUACAGUUUGAAGAAGAAGAAGAAGAGGAGCAGUUUUAUAUGAAAGAUCUACCCAAACAUGCUUGCGCAUAUUGUGGUAUACAUGACCCAGCAUGUGUUGUACAUUGUAACACAACAAAGAAAUGGUUCUGUAAUGGUAGAGGUAAUACAUCUGGCAGUCACAUAAUUAAUCACCUUGUGAGAGCAAAGGCUAAGGAAGUGACCCUACAUAAGGAUGGACCACUUGGAGAAACAGUCCUAGAGUGUUACAACUGUGCCUGUCGUAAUGUGUUUUUGUUGGGAUUUAUACCUGCAAAGGCAGAUUCUGUGGUCGUACUUCUGUGUAGACAGCCAUGUGCCACUCUCAGUAACCUGAAAGAUAUGAACUGGGACCCAUCUCAGUGGCAGCCAUUGAUACAAGAUAGACAGUUUUUGCCAUGGCUAGUAAAGGUACCAUCAGAUCAGGAUCAAAUGAGGGCCCGACAGAUCUCUGCCCAACAAAUUAACAAACUUGAAGAGUUAUGGAAAGACAACCCUGAGGCCAACCUUGAAGACCUGGAGAAACCAGGAGUUGAUGAAGAACCCCAGCAGGUCCUCCUUAGGUAUGAUGAUGCCUACCAGUAUCAGAGUAUCUUUGGUCCACUUGUCAAGUUAGAGGCAGAUUAUGACAAGAAACUGAAGGAGUCUCAAACCCAGGAUAAUAUUGUCACCAGAUGGGAUGUUGGUCUUAACAAGAAGAGAAUUGCUUACUUUAAUCUACCAAAAGCUAAUGAUGAAAUGAAGUUAAUGCAUGGAGAUGAGCUGAGGUUACGUUACAUGGGAGAGUUGCAUAAACAUUGGUCUGGUGUUGGUCAUGUCAUCAAAAUCCCAGACAAUCACAGUGAUGAGAUUGCUAUAGAACUGAAGAGUAAUGCUGGGGUUCCUACUGAAUGUACACACAACUUUGUUGUUGACUUUGUCUGGAAAUCUACUUCAUUUGACAGAAUGCAGUCAGCUUUGAAGACGUUUGCUGUAGAUGAGACAUCAGUAUGGGGAUAUAUCUAUCAUAAGUUACUAGGUCAUGAAGUAGAGGAUGUUGUCAUCAAAUGUCAACUACCCAAACGUUUCAGUGCCCCCAACCUUCCAGAACUAAAUCACUCCCAGGUGUAUGCAGUCAAAACUGUGCUUCAGAGACCUUUGAGUCUAAUUCAGGGCCCACCAGGAACAGGUAAAACUGUGACAUCAGCAACUGUCGUGUACCAUCUUGCCAAGCAGAGUAAUGGUCAGGUGUUAGUAUGUGCUCCAUCUAAUAUUGCUGUUGAUCAACUUACAGAGAAAAUACAUAAAACUGGACUGAAGGUGGUAAGAUUGUGUGCCAAGAGUAGGGAGGCCAUUGAAUCACCAGUGGCAUUCCUAGCCUUACAUAACCAGAUAAGAAACAUGGACAGUUUACCUGAGCUACAGAAGUUACAGCAGUUGAAGGAUGAGACAGGGGAAUUGUCAUCUACUGAUGAGAAACGUUACAGGUCUUUGAAGAAACAAUGUGAGAGAGAAUUACUCCAGAAUGCUGAUGUAAUCUGUUGUACAUGUGUUGGUGCUGGGGAUCCGAGGUUGGCUAAGAUGCAGUUCCGCUCAGUACUUAUUGAUGAAAGCACUCAAGCCACAGAACCAGAAUGUAUGAUCCCAGUUGUCCUAGGAUGUAGACAGAUGAUUCUGGUAGGAGAUCAUUGCCAACUUGGACCUGUUGUCAUGUGUAAGAAGGCAGCUAGAGCUGGACUCUCACAGUCUCUGUUUGAGAGACUGGUUGUUCUGGGGAUCAGACCUAUACGUCUACAAGUGCAGUACCGUAUGCACCCUGCUCUCAGCUCUUUCCCAUCUAACAUCUUCUAUGAAGGCUCCCUGCAAAAUGGAGUCACUCCAGCUGAAAGAAUCCGCAGUAGUUUGGAUAUACCAUGGCCCCAGCCAGACAAGCCAAUGUUCUUUUAUACAUCAUCAGGACAGGAGGAAAUAUCCAGUUCUGGAACAUCCUACUUGAAUAGAACUGAGACUGCAUCAGUAGAGAAGGUAGCUACAAGGUUUCUAAGGUCUGGAGUAAAGCCAGAACAGAUUGGUAUUAUAACACCAUAUGAGGGACAGAGAGCUUAUAUUGUACAAUACAUGCAGUAUAGUGGAUCAUUAAACAAGAAACUCUAUAUCGAAAUAGAGGUUGCCAGUGUUGAUGCUUUCCAAGGACGAGAGAAAGAUUUCAUUAUCUUAUCAUGUGUGAGAUCUAAUGAACACCAGGGGAUUGGUUUCCUUAAUGAUCCUAGACGUCUUAAUGUUGCCCUGACUAGAGCAAAGUAUGGCAUCAUUAUUGUUGGCAAUCCAAAGGUCUUGUCUAAGCAACCACUGUGGAAUCACUUGUUGACAUAUUACAAAGAGCAGAGAUGUCUUGUAGAGGGACCUCUAAAUAACAUGAAGGAAAGUCUCAUACAGUUCAGCAAGCCCAGAAAACUUGUCAACUCUACAAACCCUGGUGGUCGUUUCAUGAGUAACACAAUGUUUGAUGCAAGAGAGGUGCUUAUCCCUGGCAGUAUGUAUGAUAGAAGUGUAGGCUACAGGGAGCCAGUGGUUCGUACCCAUGACCAGCUUGGAUUUAUUGGACCAGAGAGGGCAUACACAGGACCUGGAAUGAACAUGCCUAUACCAGUCAACAUGUUCAUAAGCCCCAUGCCACAACCUUUCCAUCCACCCCAACAACCUAUGCAGAUACCUGCCAAUGCACGUGGACGUGGUACUGGAGGACGUGGACGUGGAAUGCGCACUAAACCACCACGGUAUAGCCAGAACACGCAGCAGAGUCAGGCUUCACAGUUGACUAACAGUCAGAGUCAGGCAAGCCAGGACAUCUCUCAGCCCUUCUCCCAGGGACCUCUAACACAAGGUGGUCUCUCCAUGAGUCAGCCAUUCCAGAUGAGCCAGCCUGGACUCUCUGGAUUAUCCCAGCCUGAAUUGUCACAGGACAGUUUCCUGGCGGAUGACUUCAAGUCACAGGCUGAUGGCAUGUUGUCACAGGACUCUACAUACCAGGGUGACCGCAUGUUUUAUGCCUCACAGCUCUCACAAGGUCCUUUCAACUAGACAACAGGAGCUUCAGGCCAACUAACAAGGAAACGAAGGUGUUUGAUGAAGUGAAAUGAUGAUACAUCAUCGUAACCAACGACAACCAGUUGUGUAGAGGGAGAGAGCAGUGUCAGAAUGUCUGACGACAAUGACAACCACACAGUGACAACAUGGCGUCCAUGCCACACCUACAGUCUCACAAACACCACUCUUCAGUGACAUGUCUGUUAAAACAAAGAUAACAGUCACACUAUAGACAGGUUUUCCUGAUCAUAUGUCACAAGACUAUGCAAAUAGGCAAGAAUUUAAACCAAAGUCUAGGUUUAUACUAAAAAGACAUUUGAAUUCAGUAAAAAAAAUAUAGUGUUAAACCAGACAAUGGGUAAAUGAUGGUAAACCAGUCUUAUUAAAAAAGCUGAAAUAGAGUGGGAACCAUUCUGAGCAACAGGAAGUGGUGAUACGUCUGCUGACUGUCACAUGGUCAAUGUCAAGGACACUGCAGAUUGUUAGAUUUAUGUUAAUUGAUUGUUUACUGUGGAAGUUGUUGGGAUAUCUUGAGAUACUAUUUGAUGGUUCUAACGUGAUUAUAUACAAAUUACAAUUAGAUUUGAUUUGUGUUUUGCUAUUAGAGCUGGUGUGUUUUGAGGGAAGAACGCAUUGGAUUGAAGAUGAUGAACUAACUAAUACAUAUAUAUGUAGUUGACAUAACACCCAAGACAACAUAUACAGAAGGCACAUUGAACAUUGACAAAUCUGCAAUAUCAUCGUGCAUCAGUUUGUUAAACAAAAAAUCAUGACUUUCUUCCAUGCAAACUGAAAUAUAAUACAAUAUUGUUUGAACUUUGUCAUUGAUUGUUAAUCUUUUAUGAAUGUAAAAUCCUUCCUAUAAUUUUGUGAUAACUCAUUACUGUCUUUAAUUAAGUGGAAUGAAUUUAAAGAUUUUGUGUUGUUUCAAGUACUUAACAAAUUUGUUGAAAUUUAAGUAGUAUUUUUUUAAUUUUUAAGCUUAAGUGUUGGACAUUGCCAAAGAUAUUCUACCUAUUGUGGUGAAUUUGCAUAACUUAAUCUGAUGUCAUUAUAAUUAGUUUUGUGCUAUUUUUCUUUACCAUUAAGUAAUUUAGCAAGUAAGUUAGUACAAAUGAGUGAUGCAUUUAGUUUUGCUAGUGGUUAAUGUUACAUGCAAUGGAAAUGAUGCUGCAUUCUUUGGAAAAAAUGUGAGUAGUGACUUAAAUUUGAAAAUUAAAGAGAAUAUGAAAACUUAGUUAAUGAAUUGAAUUUCAAUGAAUUAUGGUUCAUUUUAAUACUAUUAAAUUUGUCACUUACAUUCUUUGAGCGUAGAACAUGUUGCCCUGAAAUCUUAAUGUAAUUAUGUGUUGGGUAUUGACAUUGAUAUGAUGUUGAUAAAAUUCACAAAUUUCUUUUCAGUGGCAACAAAAAAGGUAAACAUUUUCUUAAUAAAUGCAUCUAGAAUCAAAUGGGAACAAGGAAUGUAAGUAAUUGACAAUACGAAAAUAUUUGAAUCAAAUUUGAGAUUUAUUAUUUAUCAUUUUUAGCAAAAAAUUAAAAUUUUAAGGAUUCUUUGUUGUGCUGUAUUUACAUAUACAAGUUUGUUAAGUUUUCUUUAUUUUUUAAGGGGAGUGAACUUAGUGAUAUUAUUGUUAAAAGUUAUUGCCCCUUUAUGAUAUGUGCAUGAUCUUCAGUUCAGUGCAUUUUUCCCGUCUCUGUUGUAUUCAAUUGAUAGAUGAUUUUAAAUGAUUGUAACUCUUUAAUCCUGUAAUUAUGGUUUUCAGCAAAUUAGGUAGAGGUUAUUUGUGCACUUUUAUUGUAACCUUCAUAAUAUUACACUGCAUAAUCUGUCCGCCAUGUUUCUUUUUAAGUUUUGUUUACCAGGGUAUCUCUUCAAUAUAAACAGUUUCAAAUUGUUUAAGACAAUAGAAUUUUACUAUGUAAUUAUUUAGGUAUUCAUUUAUAUUAAAUUGUUCAUCAUCAGGUGCCCGUUCGUGCCUGAAAUAAUGCACGGAGGGGCACCUGAGGUCUUCCUCCACCAGUAAAGCUGGAAUGUCGCGAUAUGACCUAUACUGCGUCGAUGUGACGUAAAACCCAAAACAAAAAUACAAAGUCUCUUAAUAAGAUAACAUUUAUGAAGUGAUCAUGAAUAUAUUUUGAAAGCCAUAUUAUUUUUUGUAAUAUCACUUUGCAAAUUUUUGAUUUUCUUAACGCAUGAAAUAUAUGAAGACAAAUAAGUCUUCAUAGAGUAUAGUUGCUUAAUUUCUUUGCAGCUUUAACAAGUUUGAAUGUCUUAAAGUGGCUAAAAUUGUGAUUUCAUCUUAAAUUUACAAUCCAUUUGUGAGAAUAAUUUUGAUUAUGAAAAUGGAAAUAAUAUGGAUAAAAUAUUUAAUGAUAAGAUAGAUCUAAUAAACUUGGAGAACUUUUUCCCAAUAUAAUGUAUAACUUGCUGAUUUAGUAAAAGAACAGAAAAUAAGUUUAGAUAUGAGAACUAUUUUCUUAACAAUUUGAAACUGGUUUAUAUUGAUCUGUCCUGAAUGCCUCUUGACAUAUUUUUUUAUCCCGGAUAAAUUGUUUGUGCUUUGAAACUCGACUCCUUAAAUUAUAAAUAAUACUGUUACUAUAAGAUACUGAAUUCAAUGGAAAAUAACAUAUCCGAUUAUAUUGUGAUUUUGUUGAAGAUUUGUCAGGAGAUUGUUCAGUUAAACAAAAAUAAAAUAUACUAAAACUUACUUUAAAUGAUUUUUAUUUUAAGAUAGAAUAUUGUUAAAUGAUAUUCAGCUCGUUUCAUGGGCUUACAUUUUUUUUAAAAGAAAAGAUUUUAUGUUUCAAAUCUUUGGUGUUUUUCUUCUUUUUUCAAACAUUAUGUGCUAGGGAAAGUUUCAUAGUUACAUAGAUAUACAAGUCAAUUUUUUCUUUUCUUUUGUUUGCUAUUUUGUUUCAUUGCAGUUGUUUAUAUAUACGUUACUUACAUACAUGUACCUGUAUUUUAUAUGAAUAUCCAGAUGUUAUGUAUGAAUCCGAAUAUCUUAAUUUCUUUGAAUAAGUUGUUUGAUCAAUGAUUAAUUUGUAUUGAUUAAUUUGUAUUGGCUUUUCUCUUAUCUAAAAAAACAAGAUCAACCACAGCUUUAAAGAAGUUCCAUGGUGAUUUAUGUGAAAGAAAUGAUUUUAUACAGUAUAAUAAGUACAAGAUAAAGAGUCUUUAAAAUAUAUCUGACCUUUCUAAAAUAAGGCUUAUGUUGUAAAAGUUAUUGUUGAAUAAAUUUUAAUGUUACAUUAUACCGGCUAACUGUUAUUUAAGGCUUUAAGAUUAUUUUUUUCUUGUGGAAAUAAAGGCUUAUGAAUGUUA